This is a messenger RNA of Durusdinium trenchii, 426 nucleotides long. NCBI's taxonomy places the organism in Eukaryota, Dinophyceae, Suessiales, Symbiodiniaceae. The record is from the annotation of a GenBank genome assembly.
AUGGCAAAGGCCGAUGCUUCUGAGGCCAUCCUUGUGGCAGCCCAAGGGGCCGAGGUGGACAAACGCGAAUCCCUCCAGGUGAUUUUGGCGCGCCUGGAUGCUUCAAAGAGCCAGACGCUUCUCUCUGGACAAUGGCUUGAGGAGCCCUGUCAGAUGGCCAGUGAUGGCUUCACACACUGCAGGAUUGCACGUUUUCUGGCGGGCAAGGACGGUGAAGUCCCGGCAGGUCCGGCGAGCUGUUCACCCGAAGCCCUUCGGUCCAGGCAGAUCGAAGGGGAACUUCUUCCAGACUUCAGGUCACUUGCCGCAUCGAGACUUGGAUUCCUGGGAGCAGCAGAAAGCGAUCAUGCCCGAACGCAGCUGGAGCCAAUCUGCGAUGUCCUGUGUGCGGUCGACCAUGGGGCGCUCAGUGCUUUCACAUGGUGA